This is a messenger RNA of Macrosiphum euphorbiae (potato aphid), 240 nucleotides long. The record is from the annotation of a GenBank genome assembly. NCBI's taxonomy places the organism in Eukaryota, Metazoa, Arthropoda, Insecta, Hemiptera, Aphididae.
AUGUCGUCCAUUUCAGAACUAACCCUAACUGACCAAAUAUCAGGUCAACCUGAUUUAUACUCACCCUCACUCUCCGUUGUCAAACCUUUACCAGGAUCUCUGCCAACUAACAUCCGUUCUUCUUCUUCGGGAAAAUCAAUCUCCAACCGCUCAACGCCUACUCCCACUCAAGACUUUCCACCCGUCGAACAAAAUAUCAAACCUCCACCACCACUAAUCACUUCUACCUCAGGAUGGUGA